This is a messenger RNA of Leucoraja erinaceus (little skate), 8727 nucleotides long. RefSeq names its product alpha-kinase 3a (gene alpk3a). The record is from RefSeq and is a predicted model, not a curated record. Gene Ontology annotation, molecular function: ATP binding; protein serine/threonine kinase activity. The transcript is spliced from 13 exons. The coding region runs from base 146 to 5590 and encodes 1814 amino acids. Lineage: Eukaryota; Metazoa; Chordata; Chondrichthyes; Rajiformes; Rajidae. Gene Ontology annotation, cellular component: nucleus. Gene Ontology annotation, biological process: protein phosphorylation; cardiac muscle cell development.
AUUCUCACAUCAAACCGAGAGGAUUUGUGGCUGGUUUUGCCCGGGGUGUUUCUUUGGGAUUUUACUUCCUCGGGAGUGUGGAUUGAGGGAUCUGUGGCGGUCGAGGAUUCGAGGUGGGGUUUGCACAGAGAGGCAAGGAAGGAGAAUGAGUUCCAAGCGGACUAUCCGGUCUUAUUCGGCCAACGGCCACUGCCCAUCCUUCGACACUAACGGAGAGAAUGAGCCGCCUGUCCGGGGAGAAUCCAGCCGGAGUUAUUUCCUCAACGUGCGGCCUGAGAACAGACAAACGUUUUGCACCAUCAUUGCUCAGAUAACGGAAGAGACCCAGCCAGGUUUUGAAACUACACUGAAAUCCCAUUCAGUAUCUGAAGACUCUGAUAUCAAGUUCCAUUGCAUAGUCUCAGGACAUCCAGCGCCUGAGAUCACAUGGUACAAAGACGACAAGGAGAUGGACCGAUAUUGCGGCCUUCCCAAAUAUCAAAUAUUCCAAUACGGAAAGAAACACUCACUUCAGCUGUACAAAUGUACAGAGGACGAUGCGGCCAUCUACCAAGCUUCGGCCAGGAACAGCAAAGGGAUCGUCUCGUGUUCUGGAGUCCUGGAGGUGGGCACCAUGAACGAGUACAAGAUCCAUCAGCGGUGGUUCGGCAGGCUGAAGCAGAAAGCAGACGCCAAGAGGCGUGAGUUGGAGGAGUCCAGGAUGAGGGGCAAGGAGAACAUCGCCUCCAUGGCCAACAUCCACGAUCGCAACCUCCAGAGGACGUUGAGUCCAGAGAGGGCCCAGCGCAAACGCAAGUCCCAGCUCGAAGCCAAAGCAGUCUCUCUCGACUCUUGGAGGGACAAGGAGGAUGGGUUCAAAGUGCACGUCCCUGACCCGCACGCAACGUUGAGCAAGAGCGUCGAGCGGGCGGAGAAAGACACUGUGUCGAGAGGCGAGAUUCACAACGGCUACAUCACCGGUGCCCAAGGGGCCGAGCUUGCCGCCAUGACGGAGGGGAAGCUGCCAGCGAACAAUUCGCUGGACGACUUGGAGCAGCGCCUCUUGUUCGGCAGCGGCAUCUACGAAGUGGAGCCGCUUGUUUCGCCUCGCCCGUCGGACAAGGAGUUUGCGGCGAGGAAGAAAAAGAGGAGGAUUUCGGGAGACCAAGGCAGGGCGCCGUCGAAGAAGGCCGAGGGCGACGAGACCGCGCUGAACGGCCUCGACCAGGGCAGCGGCUCCGGCGACUUAUCCCGUUACCUCAGGGACACUCUGCGGAGAAGCAAACUGCGCAGGGACCCCCAGCGCUCCCAAUCCGAGGACUACAUGGGGAUUGAUGAGCAGGUGGCAUCGGUGGUGUUGGGACAGAGGCAGAGGCCUCCCAGUCCAAAGAGCGAGAGAACCGAGAUACAAAGUGACUUUGGGCGCCAGUCACACGAGGAAGCCCAAUCUGAGGCGACGACAUUUACAAAUGGCGCCAAACCCGAUGACCAAGAGCCCACGUUCUCCAGCCCCCAAUCUCCCGACAAAGAUGCGUACUUCUCCAUGAGGGAUAUGUACCUCGAAACCAUUUCGGGACCAGAGUCACUCAGUCAGCGGCAAUUAACUCAGGCUUUGGAGAAGAUCUUCGAGGUUGAUGCCCAACCCCAACCCGACGGCCAGAAAGUGGCACCGAGUGGGUUUGCUGAUGAUGUGCCCGGUCAGAUGGAGGCGAGGUCGGGAAACGAUGGCGAACCGAUGAAGACCAGCGAGGGGUUACAAAAGAUGGAGGUGUCGAGGACAGAAGUGGACGCUUGGACGCCUCAAGCCCGUUCGCAGAUGCUAAAGGUGGACGGGUUCAACAAGGUGCAGCCAUCUUGUGGAGUGACGGAGGAUGCCGGAGGUAACAAGCCCAGAGAGGGGGGCAUUUGUACGGUGGACAUGCCUGGGAAUUCAGCGCAAGAAGGCUUUAAAUCUCCUGUCUCGCCCGUGAAUACGGUGCCACAGCCUGUGUUCCGGGUCUCGUACUCGUCGGUGGCGGUGCAGACCGAGGAUAUCCUGGAGGAUUUGACACCAUGUGGGCAAGGUUACCUGCCAAAAUACCCACCAUUGGCCUUGCCAAAUGAGCAGCUGGAGUACCCAACUCUUCCCGAGGCCAUGGGUCUAAGGCAAGGGACAGAACCUAAUGGUUCCCCCGUCUCGGAGAAGGUGGACAGUGAGGGCAGUGUUGGUGCCUUCAGCGACGAGUGGGAGAAAUUGGACAUCCCCAGCGGCUCGGAGCAAACGGACAUAUUGGGCGAACCGCCCGUCCCUGUCACCUCGGCCUCUGGGGAGACGGAGGAGGAGCUGAGGGACUGCCACAGUGAAGGCACAUCACCACCUCAGAGUGAUGAGGAAGUUAGCCCAGUGGCUGGAAGGAUAGACCAGACUGCCCACCAGCAAGACCUCACAACCGAUAUCAAAGCAAUGGAAAUCUCCACCACACCUCUUGCCGUUGUCUCCCAAAUCGUUGCUAUCCCUCAAAUCUCCCGAGAGGAGACGAUACUUGCAGAUGAAGAGCCUCUAGUUGUAGAGGAGAUACCAGGCCAACAAGUUGUCACAGGUUCUCAGCCUGAUGCUCCAUCCACUGGUUCGGAAGUUCCUUUGGAUGAAGAGGUUUCUAGCGAGGUGAGUGUCGAGAACGAGAAAGUCUCUGAGGAAAUCGAAGACGAGCCGUUGAACGUCAAUGAGGAGGAGGAAGCGAGACCCAGGGAGGAGGAGCCGGCCCCCGCGUCCGCAGAUGGUUUUGGCACCCACUUGGUCGAAAAGUUUCUGUCGUACUUAAAACUACCCAGUUUUCUGUCGGGUGAGAAAUCUGUCCCCGGAGUGGGAAAACCAGAAGCAGCAGCCGAUAACUUGCCUGUCCCCGAUCUACACUCAGACAAGGGUGUGCCACACAAAACGAAGGAACAUACAGAUGCAUCUGAAUUGCCAGCCACUGCCGUGGAGAUAUCGUUAGAGUCAGACGUUUCCCCAACUUCAGCAAACGUGCUUCCAGCCAGCACUGAAGAUCACCAUCUUCCCGAAGAAGACCGUCCAUUAGAUGCGCCACUAGUGGAGGUAGAUGUUGACCCCGUUGAACUCGUCAUUAGGUCACUAUUGACCACCGUGGAAGAACUUAACGUGGACACUGCGAUCAUCGUGCCACCAUCGUCAACGUUAAGUGCUCCCCUCUCCAACGUUGCAUCCUGGACCGCCCUUGGAGAUGACAGUGCUCCUGAUGUGGUGGACACGGGAGAUCCCGAGACACCUCUUCAACCAACAGCUGCCCCCGAGACGCCAUUCGACCAGUAUACUCAACCAAGUCAAGUGGAGGCAUUAAGACUCCCAAGGCUUGAAAUGGUCUCUUCUCCUCCACCAAGCUUGGAUGUUAAGAGCCUCGAAGGACCAGAGGAAGAGCAAGGUAGAGUGGGUGAAAGUAAAAUGGACUUAACCGCACACAAGAGUCUGGUAGAUAAAGCAGAGGAACCAAAUAGUGCUGGGGAAAUUAGCGGUGACCAAUCUAAGAUGUUGCAAGUGACAUUGGUCCCCAGUGAUGGAACGGUACCUGCUCCAGGGCCAAGUACUGAAGAUGUAGAUGUUUCACAGCCAACAAAGAUGACCUCAGAUGUACGGGUGGAAGUAAGCCAAGUGCCAUCCAUCGUGGUGGACAACGUAGCGUUGAAGAGCGUGACGCAGGAGAGAGUAGAGGAUACUGAGGCAUUGAAGAAAGAAGUCCCGCCUGCGCAAGGCUCCAACGCCAAGAUGAAGCUCAGCGACGCUGUGCCCACCAUCCCGUCCGCCACGCCGGCGGAACUCGCCUCCGGUGCUCGCCGCAAGAUCUUCCUGCCCAGGUCCAAACAAGUGGAGGAAUCUGAAGCACUGGCGGCAGAUCUGCCCGCCUUGUCGGCCCACACCAAGAAAGAGGAGGGGGUGAGGAAGGUCCUUGCCGAGGGGGAUGCCGGCCACGCAGAGGAGGAGCCGGCUCGCUUCCCAUUGGCGCUCAAGAGAAGCGCGGCACUGUUGCAGGCCCCUGCGGUGCAACAGAACGCGCCACUGGAGAGGCGAUCGCCAACGACAGCGCGCAAGAUGUCCACGCUGGAAGUGCCCAAACUGUACGAGGAGCCUGCGGACAAAAUAGAGAGUUCCGUGGACCCUGGCAAAAGUGGAGCGAAAACUGACGAGGCCAAGUCAGCUAAGAACCUCUUAAAAGCUCCACAGGUCAUUCGAAAGAUCAGAGCAGAGCAAUUCUCAGAUGCUUCUGGGAACCUGAAGCUGUGGUGCCAGUUCUUUAAUGUGCUGAGUGACUCCACCAUCAGAUGGGACAAGGAUGGACUACACUUGAACAAGCUGAAGCGAAGCGCUGGCGAUGAGAGCCAAGUGUCGUUGGCCAUUGUGAAAGCCUCAGCGAAGGACUGCGGCGUUUACAGAUGCAUGGUGGAAAAUGAGUAUGGUUCAGAUGCCACGGAUCUCCUGCUGAGCAGUGAAAUGUUGACUGGAUUUGUUUCAAGAGAAGAGAUUGAAGUGGGUGAGGAGGUUGAGAUGACCCCCAUGCCGAUCACCAAAGGACUGACGGACACGGGAUUCUGGGGCAAUAAGCUCUUCGGCAGAAUCAUGACCACGGAGCUGAACGUCGGUGACGGUUUCCGCCGCAAGGCAAGCCGGGUGAAGGUCAUCUACGGACUGGAGCCGAUAUUCGAAUCCGGUGCCACCUGCAUUGUCAAAGUGCGAAACUACAUUUCUUACGGGACCAAGCCUGUUGGUGGACUUGUUGACAGCAACCAUGAUCUCACUAUGCAAGAAUGUAAGCUUCAAAAUACAGCGAGAGAGUACAGUAAAAUAUUUGCCGCUGAGACGCGCGCAGUGGAAGGGUUCGGACCCGUGCCUGAGAUCAUCCCCCUGCACUUGCUCUAUCGCCCUGGCAACAACAUACCCUAUGCAACCAUCGAGAGGGACUUGAUGGGGCAAUUUGUGAAGUAUGCAAUGGAGGACAAGAGCAAGAAUCUGGUGGGUGAGAACGGCUCUGAAGUGGUACAGAAGUGUCACACCUUUCAACACUGGAUUUACCAAUGGACAAACUGCAACCUGCUGGUGACUGACUUGCAAGGGGUGGGAAUGAAGAUCACCAGUGUGCAGAUCGCUACUAAUUCCAAAGGGUAUCAGGACCUGACAGGGAAUUGUUCUUCCUCCGCCAUUGAAGAGUUUCCCGACACCCAUCAGUGCAACCACUUGUGUGAGGCGCUGUUGCUGAAGUCAUUGAAAAACGGUGACAGCCUCCAUAGACCCAAGGGAUCCAAGAGCCCAUCGAUGACCAGGAGGGCUCAGUCAGCCCAGUCCAGCCCUCAGAUGCAGAGGAAGGGCCAGUCCAGUCCUCAGUCCCAGAGGAAGGGCCAGGCCAGUCCUCAGUCCCAGAGGAAGGGCCAAGUUAGUCCACUGGUCCAGCGGAAAGGACAGACCAGCCCACUGGUCCCACGGAAAGGCCUAUUAAGCCCACAAGCUUCUCGGAAGAACAUCUCAGACCCCACCGUGGCCCCUAAGGAUGGCAGUGCGGAGGACUCCCAGGAAACCGUGAAGCACAAAACAGUGGAGAUCUCCAAGACUGUCAAACUCCGGUAGACACGUUGGUGCAACCAUCAGUCGGCGACAGGGCAACAAGCACUUUUUAUUUUUGACAAUCGACUGUUUAAUCUGGAAAGAUUUGAGUCAAACGAGGGAUAGGAGAGACUAAAGAGAGUUAAGUGACAUCAGCUAAUAAUGUCCCCAUGGUACUGAACAUCCACGAGAAGCCUCAUGAGUGCAAACAUCAUCAUUCUGGGCCACUUGUGGGCAACGUUGAGUAGCGCCAUUGGGUGGGCCUUUAUCAUGAAUCAGAGAACAAAGUUUGCAUGUUUUACGAGCUGUCAGCACAACCGCUGAGAUUUGCUCUUGAAAUAACCACCUGCAUGAACUGUUCUUUAGAACCUAGAGUGUAUGUUUUAUUAUUCUAAUGCUUUGGCUUUUAAGUUUAUGGCAGGGAACUAAAAGCCUCUGCUGCAGUCUGGCUAAAGUGCAUCAACUCAGACUAGAGGGCGUUUACAAUGACAGCGACUAAGACCCUAGAAAUACUCUGUACCAACGAGUGCUUUAGUACUCCGGGUAUUCCGGGCAGCACGGUGAGAUUGCUGCCUUGCAGCGCCAGAGACCCGUGUUCGAUCCCGACCACGGGCGCUGUCUGUACAGAGUUUAUACGUUCUCCCCGUGACCCGCGUGGGUUUUAUCCGAGGUCUUCGGUUUCCUCCCACUCUCUAAAGACGUGCAGGUUUGCAGGUUAAUUGGCUUGGUACAAAUGUAAUUUAUCCCUGGUGUGUGUAGGAUAGUAUUAAUGUGCGGGUUGGCGCGGACCCGGUGGGCUGAAGGGCCUGUUCCCGCGCUGUAUCCCUAAACUAAACUAUUUAUUGUGGUAAGAGUUUACGGGUAAGUGAAGCAUUUGGUUUAUAUUAUGACUACUAUCAAAAUGUUUAAGAAAUGUUUAGACAGGUACGUGGAUAGAGGGAUGUGGGCCAAACGCAGGUAGGUGGGACGAGUGUAGAUGGGACAUGUUGGUCGGUGUGGGCAAGUUGGGCUGAAGGGCCUGUUUCCAUGCUGUAAGACUCUAUGACGCGAUGAUUAGCCAGACGGAGGAUUAGCUGGGACCAUUAUUGGGAGAAGGACUGUGUCAAGGACUGACUUGGUUUGUGUUUGAUUUGUUUUUUGCAAUGACUUUGAUUCUGUUGGAGCAACGUCCCACAGUGAGUAGUGAAGUGCACCUUGCCUGGAUUGUUGAGGCCUAUUUACAGGCUUCAGUUCAGUUCAGUUUAGUUUAUUGUCGCAUGUACCGAGGUACGGUGAAAAGUCUUUGCUGCGGGCUAACCAGCCAGCGGAAAGGCAAUACGCAGUUACAAUCGAGCCAUUCGCAGUGAGCAGACACAUGAUAAGGAAAUAACGUUUAGUGCAAGAUAAAGCUAGUAAAGUCCGAUCAAAGAUAGUCCGAGGGUCACCCAUGAGGUAGCUAGUAGUUCAGGACGGUCAGCGUGGAUUCGGUGGGCCGAAUGGCCUGUUUCCAUGCUGUAUCCCUAAACUAAAAGGAGGAUAGGAAGACAGAUGUAAAAGUUCAGCGGUAAAAGUUCAGACACACCAGAGGGGUUGAUUGGAAUUGUAACCCUGUGAUGCUAAUGGCAACACGCCCAGACUGAGCACAGGAGCAGUGUAUUUAACCAGCGUGUACAAUGGAGUUAGACUGAAGAAGGGUCCCAACCUGAAACGUCACCUAUCCAUCUUCUCUGGAGAUGCUGCCUGACCCGCGGAGUUACUCCAGCGCUUUGUGUACAGGCCGGAUGGCUUGAUAUUUUUCCUGGGAAGUAGCAGCCCUUCCCAAAAUGGACGCGAGCAUUUGGACUUAGACACUUGCUGUGGUAUUGCCCCAACAUAGACCGCUGCGAUUGGAACAUUGGCGUUUCACGAGCAGCCAUUAAUGUGCCCGAUGUGACGUUUCUUUAAUCAGAGGGUGGUGAAUCUGUGGGAUUCCUUGCCACAGAAGGCUGUGGAGGCCAAAUGGAUGGAUGUUUUUAAGGCAGAGAUAGAUAGAUUCUUGAUUAGUACGGGUGUCGGGGGUUAUGGGGAGAAGGCAGGAGAAUGGGGUUAGGAGGGAGUGAUAGAUCAGCCAUGAUUGAAUGGCGGAGUAGACUUGAUGGGCCGAAUGGCCUAAUUCGGUUCCUAUCACUUAUGACCUUAACACUGAUACAGAAUCCUAGUUGAUCAGAAGCGAGUCAACCUGGGAGAGUAAAAAUAACCCGGUGUGGAACUCACUUAGGGGUUCCACUGCUGCUGCUUCUGAAGAUGUAACACUUUCAACUGCAACAUUGCGUGUCGCAGUUCUGCAUUGAACAGUACUGGCAAAGUGAAAAAAUAUACAGUGGGAAAGACAUCAAUAAAGACAUGACUGCACGGUGGCGCAGUGGUAGAGUUGCCGCCUUACAGCGCUUACAGCACCAGAGACCAGGGUUAAAUUCUGGCUAUGCGUGCUUGUCUGUACGGAGUUUGUACGUUCUCUGCAUGUCCUUCGGUUUCCUCUCACACUAUGAAGACGUACAUGUUUGUAGGUUGAUUGGCUUGGUAAAAAUAUAAAAAUUGUCCCCAGUACAUGUAGGAUAGUGUUAAUAUGCGGGAUCGCUGGUUGAUGCGGACUUGGUGGGUUUUGAAAGGGCUUUAAGGUUUUGAAAUGAUCAAUCUGUCAUUUUACAAUUGGUCAUCAUGAAAACUGCAGUUCUUUGACUUUUUUUGUUUAACAAGCAGUUUUUAUUUUAUUUGCCGGUACUAAAAAGAUUAAAACUGCUCGAUUGUGCAGGAAGGAACUGCAGAUGCUGGUUUAAACUUAAAAAGGACACAAAAAGUUGGAGUAACUCAGAAGGUUAAGAAAGCAUACAUAGAUACAUAGAAAAUAGGUGCAGGAGUAGGCCUUUGUAAAGAAGUCUCAACAACACAUUGUCUUAACUGUAGCUUUUAUUAACUGUUCACAUAAGUGCUAUACUAGCUGUACGUGGUCUGUCACCGGAGCUAGAGAGAGAGACACCAGGGAGGGAGCAUGCAGUUAUACCCCUGAUAAGGGGAGUGGUUAAGGGUGGUAAGGUCACUAUGUUAAAGGCACAUGCACUAGCCAUCUACAGCCUUCGAGCCAGCACCACCAUUCAAUGUGAUCAUGGCUGAUCAUCCACAAUUAGUACCCUGUUCCUGCCUUC